This is a messenger RNA of Laccaria bicolor S238N-H82, 477 nucleotides long. RefSeq lists its product as uncharacterized. Lineage: Eukaryota; Fungi; Basidiomycota; Agaricomycetes; Agaricales; Hydnangiaceae. The transcript has 5 exons. The record is from RefSeq and is a predicted model, not a curated record. The coding region runs from base 1 to 477 and encodes 158 amino acids.
AUGACUCAACUGGGCAAUCACGAGGUGAUGGCAGUGAUGGGCAAUGGGAACAUCCUUCUUAUUGUGUUCAUGGGUGCCACCCUGGCAGAGCGCAGACAAUGUUAUCAGCAGUUAACACCCACCUUCGGGCAGCUACACAACAUCAGCCAAUCUUUCACGCUGCCAAACCAACAACCCAGCUCACCACAAACCCUGUGGACUGGAAGGUCUGACAUCGAUCCCCAUCAACUCAGUUCACUGUUGUUGAGUGCUAACACUUCAAUUCACGCCAUUGCAGGUCUUUUCGAGCUCUGGACUAUUGUAAGAUACAUUAUUCUUUUCUUCGACUCUGGGAAGCUUCAGUUUGCCACCGCGACCAGUAUGCACUUGCAGGGGCAGGAGGGGGAUUUGGAAAGGUGGUGUAGGGAGUUUGUUGAAGGGGCCCAUCAGGAGGUAUGGAUGUGUCCACACUGCAUGUGGAUGGCCGAGGAUUGCUAG